Oryzias melastigma (Indian medaka) is the source of this 2622-nucleotide messenger RNA. RefSeq names its product Rho GTPase activating protein 19 (gene arhgap19). The record is from RefSeq and is a predicted model, not a curated record. NCBI's taxonomy places the organism in Eukaryota, Metazoa, Chordata, Actinopteri, Beloniformes, Adrianichthyidae. The transcript has 12 exons. Gene Ontology annotation, cellular component: cytoplasm. Gene Ontology annotation, biological process: signal transduction; regulation of small GTPase mediated signal transduction. The coding region runs from base 86 to 1642 and encodes 518 amino acids. Gene Ontology annotation, molecular function: GTPase activator activity.
ACGUCCCGCCCAUGUGUGACAGCUAACCAAUGGGUGUGUUCGUGGGCGGAGCCUGCAGGACAUUGGCGGAGGAUUCAAACUGAACAUGGCGGCGGGGAAGGAUGCCGACGAAAACUCGCACAAAAGGAGGGGAACCGUGUCCAGCAUGGUGAUCCGGCACGAGGAAGCGCCCGCAGGCUCUCCGGCGGGGCGGCCGCCCGUCAUCUUCAACCCGGAUUUCUUUGUGGAGAAACUGCGGCACGAGAACCCCGAGGUCUUCCUGGAGCUGGUGAUCAGUAACGUCACUCGCCUCAUCGAUCUGCCCGGAACGGAGUUUUCUCAACUGCUCGGCGAAGAGGGACCGAAGACCCCCACCGGAGGGAACGGGGGCUUCUUCCGCUCGCUCAACUUCCUCAAACGUAAAGAUAAAGGCUUCGUCUUUGGGAGUCCGCUGACGGACGGCUGCAUCGCUCAGAUCUACCAGCUCAUCGAGUACCUCAGCAGAAAUCUUCACGUAGAGGGUCUGUUCCGCGUCCCGGGGAACAGUGUCCGGCAGCAGACCCUGAAGGAGCUCCUGAACAGCGGCGCCGACGUGGACCUGCACUCCGGAGACUUCCACCCCAACGACGUGGCCACGCUGCUGAAGACCUUCCUGGGGGAGCUGCCCGAGCCGCUGCUGACGCACAGACACUUCAACGCUCACCUGAAGAUCGCAGACAUGACGCUGUUCGACGAGCACGGCAACAAGACGACGGUUCCCAACAAGGAGCGCCAGAUCGAGGCGCUGCAGCUGCUCUUCCUGCUGCUGCCGCCGGCCAACCGCUCGCUGCUCAAGCUGCUGCUGGACCUGCUGUACCACACCGCCAAGCUGCAGGACAAGAACAAGAUGUCUGCACACAACCUGGCCCUCAUGUUCGCCCCGCACGUCCUCUGGCCCCGACACAUGACGGCGGCCGACCUGAAGGACCACCUGAAGACGCUCAACACCAGCAUGGCCUUCCUCAUCAAACACUCGCAGAAGCUUUUCCGGGCUCCGCUGUAUCUGCGGGAAUUCGCCCGGGUCCACUUCUCCGGGACCAGAACCCUGCAGUCCAAGGACGACCUGGAGCUGCUGGCGGCGAGCAGCUCUCCGGCUCCCAGGACGGUUUUUCCCCGGAAGAGGGCGGCGGUCCUGGCCCCGCCCCCCCAGGAGGCGUGCGGGUCUCCGGCCCAGCAGUACACGGACGAGGCGCUGAAGGAGCUCUUCCGGCACGUCCACCAGAACAUGCCGGACUCGGCCAAGAAGAAGAAGCUCGUCCGACAGCUGGUCAGACAGACCAACGCGGCGGCGCCGGCUGAAGACCCGCAGGCUCCGCCCCCUCCCAGCAGGAAACACCCGCGCUCGCGCUCCUUCGGCGGCCUCAUUAAGCGCAGAACUCGAGGCGAGCAGCUGACGGCGGAGAGGCGGGGCAGACACGGCUCCCCCGACGGCGCCGGCCAGAGAAAAGGCGGCAAAGAGAACGUCGUCCUGCAGGCGGUCAACAGUCCGCUGAGCGGUUCCGUCUUGGGGAAAUCCGGGCUGGUUGUGAGAAAUCCAGACUUUCUGUGGAACCGAGACGAAGCGCUGAAACCUCCGAAGCAGGAAUCUCCGUCCCAGCCCAGGAUGUGUCCGUCUGCUGUGUAGGAGCGUCUGGACCGGAUGGAACUCUCCCCGUCUGUUUGUGCCCCCCGCACCGCGUGUACAGCGUCCGGCCGAUGUUACAGAUAUUUAUCGAUAACGUUUGAGUCCAGCAGAAACAUGGAAACGCUGCAGGACGGAUCCGAGGUUUCUACUGGAAACGUUUCUAGUGUGAAGAUGUUCCUCUGAUUUAUAGUUCUUGGGAGAUGUUUGUUUGUUUGUUUGUUUGUUCUGGUGGUACAGCGUCAGCCUGUUUACAUCACGUUUUUAGAGGAUGAAGUUCCUCCAGAUCGUUGAGUCCGACUUCACAGCUGCGAAUCACAAGCAGACUUCGUUUGUUUUAGAUGUUUACUGUGUGAAAAUGUGAAACGUUUCGGUUCAGACGUUUAUGAACUUUAUUUUUAUUGUUUUUAACCUUAGCUGGGGUGGGGGGGGUUUAAAGGAAAGUUGAAUGAAGGUUUGUGUUUGAAGGUCGUUCAGGUGAGGAGUAAGGAGGGGGAGGAGUCAUGGUCAGGGCUGCAGGUUUCAAGGUUUUCAGAGGAAGUUAUUAUGGGAUGUUUGAGAGGUGUUGCUGCCCCCCCCCCCAGUGUUUUAUUAUUCUUCUGAACCCGGUUCCUCUCUGGCUGCAGUUUUACAAAGCUCCAGAAGGUGGCGCUGCAUGUCUUGCAGCUGCUUUUGUUGCAUUUUGGGAGUUCUCUGGUGGUGGGGGGGACUUUUAGUUUUUUUUACAGUGGAACAAAAUGCCCCCCCUCCCUAAUGUUACAAAUGUGAAACUCUUUUGUUUGGUUUUACAGCCGAACAUUUAACUUUUUUAUGUUUUAACAGAGUUCUCUGGCGUUUCUGUGAACUUUUCUGUAACUUCUGGUUCAAAUCUGUGGUUAUUUUUGUGUAAAAUAAGAUGAGUUUGUCCACUGCUUUCCUUGGCAUUUAAUCUGCUUUGGAUUAAAACUUUAUAUUUCCACUAAAACGGUGUGUUUGAAGCUUCA